AUGGAUCUCAACGCGCGAGCAGUCAACUACGCCUCUCACCCGGACUUGAAAGACGUCUUCUUGACGAACGCCGGCCUGAGCGACUUGGACCCAGCGGCGGCGCUCAGGAAAAGUGAUGGCCACAAGGCCGUGACGUGGAUGGACGGCGCAGGAUGGGUUGUUGGAUAUCGAGAGUGCCAAGCAGGUUGCCUAGUGCGCUACAAUCCCGCCAACACCGGCGACGAAAACCCUCCUCUCCAGUACAGCGGCUCCCUCGAUACAAGUGGCACGCUCGGCCUCGUCGAGCGCAUCUUGGCGCCUGACCAAAAGACCGCCAAAAUUAGGCGCUUUAUAUCGGGGCAAGCUCUCAAGAGGGCGCUGGACGAGCGCGAGAGCGGUAUCAUUAGCGGUCAAGCCACCGCCACCGCCAUGCACCUCUUGAACAUCACUCGCGACACGCACCUGCUCACGAACCUGACGGACAUCGUCGGCGCAGACGAGAUCAAAUUCGUCCUCGCCCAGGAAGAUAUCCCGCUCGGCCUACGCUUCAACGCCCGCAUCCGCUGGUACCCGGAUGGUCUCGUACAGACUGAUAUUCGUCCGUUUUGA
This is a messenger RNA of Peniophora sp. CBMAI 1063, 588 nucleotides long. The record is from the annotation of a GenBank genome assembly. Lineage: Eukaryota; Fungi; Basidiomycota; Agaricomycetes; Russulales; Peniophoraceae.